Messenger RNA from Lathyrus sativus (Indian pea), 489 nucleotides. NCBI's taxonomy places the organism in Eukaryota, Viridiplantae, Streptophyta, Magnoliopsida, Fabales, Fabaceae. The record is from the annotation of a GenBank genome assembly.
AUGGCGGUUCAUUCUUCUUCAAAGCUCAACCUCAUUUUAUGCUUAUCAUCAACACUUUUGCUACUUUUUUCUUCUCAUGCUCAAGCUGAAUCUGAGAAUCUUAAAUACUGUCAAAAGGAUGUAGACUAUGCAGUUAAGGUUAGCAGUGUAGAAAUAUUACCUGACCCUGUGGUGAGAGGAGAGCCAUUCACCUUCAAAAUUGAAGCUUAUACUGAUGAACCAAUUCAAAGUGGUGAUUUAAUAUAUGAAAUUUCAUAUGCUGGGAUUGAAGGACAACCUGCAAUAUUUCACCAUGCUCUCAGCGAGGAAACACCGCUUCCCGUCCGUCCAGGCCGCUUUUUGCUCACUCAUACUGAAUUAUUGCCUCCGGUCACCCCGCCGGGUACUUAUAAUGUGAAGCUGACCUUUGAUGAUAAUGACGGUGAUCAAUUAACUUGUGUCAUCUUUCCUUUCACCAUCGGUGCUAAAUCUUCAGUAUCUGCUAUUUAA